Messenger RNA from Neomonachus schauinslandi (Hawaiian monk seal), 3691 nucleotides. RefSeq names its product protein tyrosine phosphatase non-receptor type 1 (gene PTPN1). The transcript is spliced from 10 exons. The record is from RefSeq and is a predicted model, not a curated record. Gene Ontology annotation, molecular function: protein tyrosine phosphatase activity. Bases 149 to 1432 code for a protein of 427 amino acids. Gene Ontology annotation, biological process: protein dephosphorylation. Lineage: Eukaryota; Metazoa; Chordata; Mammalia; Carnivora; Phocidae.
GACAUGAAGAAGCAGCGGCGGCUAGGGCGGCAGUAGCGGCGGGAGUCGAGGCUUGCAGCGGGACUCAGAGCUGAGAGCGCGGCGCGGCCUAGAGCAGCAGGCGGUGCAGUGGGCCCAGGAGGAGGCGCAGCAGCCGCCCUGGCCCGUCAUGGAGAUGGAAAAGGAGUUCGAGCAGAUCGACAAGGCCGGGAGCUGGGCGGCCAUUUACCAGGAUAUCCGACACGAAGCCAGUGACUUCCCAUGUAGAGUGGCCAAGCUUCCUAAGAACAAAAACCGAAACAGGUACAGAGAUGUCAGUCCCUUUGACCAUAGUCGGAUUAAACUGCAUCAAGAAGAGAAUGACUACAUCAAUGCUAGUUUGAUAAAGAUGGAAGAAGCCCAGAGGAGUUACAUUCUUACCCAGGGUCCUUUGCCUAACACAUGCGGUCACUUUUGGGAGAUGGUGUGGGAGCAGAAAAGCAGGGGCGUUGUCAUGCUCAACAGAGUGAUGGAGAAAGGAUCGUUAAAAUGUGCGCAGUACUGGCCACAAAAAGAAGAAAAAGAAAUGAUCUUUGAAGACACAAAUUUGAAAUUAACCUUGAUCUCUGAAGAUAUUAAGUCGUAUUACACAGUACGGCAGCUAGAAUUGGAAAACCUUACAUCUCAAGAAACUCGAGAGAUCUUACAUUUCCACUAUACCACGUGGCCUGACUUUGGAGUCCCUGAAUCGCCAGCUUCAUUCCUAAACUUUCUUUUUAAAGUUCGUGAGUCAGGGUCACUGAGCACGGAGCACGGCCCUGUCGUGGUGCACUGCAGUGCGGGCAUUGGCAGGUCGGGGACCUUCUGUCUGGCUGACACCUGCCUCUUGCUGAUGGACAAGAGGAAAGACCCUUCUUCUGUCGACAUCAAGAAAGUUCUGUUAGAAAUGAGGAAGUUUCGGAUGGGACUGAUCCAGACAGCAGACCAGCUCCGUUUCUCUUACCUAGCUGUGAUCGAAGGUGCCAAAUUCAUCAUGGGAGACUCUUCAGUGCAGGAGCAAUGGAAGGAGCUCUCCCAUGAGGACCUGGAGCCCCCACCCGAACACGUCCCCCCUCCUCCCCGGCCCCCCAAACGAAUCCUGGAGCCACAUAAUGGGAAGUGCAAGGAAUUCUUCCCCAACCACCAGUGGGUAAAGGACGAAACCGGGGAGGAUACAGAAGCCUGCUCCAUCAAGGAAGAAACCAGAACCCCCUUAAAUGUCCCUUGCAGCAUGGAAAGCACGAGUCCAGACACUGAAGUCAGAAGGCGGGCUGUGGGGGCAGGUCCUGCCCAGGGGGAGCCUUCGCCACCCAAGGAGGAGCAGGACCAGGCGCUGACUCCCUGGAAGCCCUUCCUGGUCAACAUGUGCAUGGCCACGGUCCUCACAGCCGGCGCGUACCUCUGCUACAGGUUCCUGUUCAGCAGCAGCACAUAGUCUGACCCACCCCACUGCCCGCCUAGCAGGCAUGUCGUGGUAGGGGAGGGUGGGGGGCGCCGAGGACAGCGUAGCCAGCCAUGACCUGGACGGACGUUUGUUCUGCACUAAAACCACCCGCCCCGGGCUGUUGGUUGUUACUCCUUUUGACUUUGUUGCCCCUCCCUUUCUUCGCGUACCAAAUCCACAGCCCAUUUUUUGAGGAGAGCAAAGGAGAGUCCGGUGCUGGUGGCCUGCGUAAGUCGUGAGGCUCGCCCUGCCGCACACUCCCUCUUGGUGCGGCCCAGCACAUCCCGGUGGGCAGCACACGGUGUCCGCCCCCUGGGCCUCCACGGAGACUGUGCGGUGAGCCUCUCCGCUCCAUAUUUAUUUUUUUGUUCUUGUUGUUUUCCCCAAAGGCAUCCACAUAGUGCACUAGCAUUUUCUUAAACCAAUAAUGUAUUAAAAUUUUUGAUGUCAGCCUUGCAUCAAGGGCUUUAUCAAAAAGUACAAUAAUAAACCCUCAGGUAGUGCUGGGAACAUAAGACUUUGCCAUGAGCCUGCUGCGUCAGACCAGUACUAGGAAGGAGGACGGUUGUAAGCAGUCGUUAUUUCGUGACAUUGUGGGUAAGGUGAGCAGAGGUUUGGCAUAUGUUUAUAGAACAUGGGAUGAUAUAUACUGAACAUUUGGAUAUUUAAGAUACAUGACGUGAGAUUACUUUGUCCCAGUUACCCCCUCCCAGUUAUCUGCUAGAACCUUGUUCUCAAUCACUGCUUUCCUUGUGUGUAUUAGAGUGCAUGUACGGUCGUCUUGUGUCCCCAUCAAAUACCACGUGCUUGAAAUACUUCGCUCUCUGCUUAUUAAUGUGCCCCAUGUACAAGUCCAGUCUACCUUUGCAUGAUCUGAUCAUUCCAUGGCUGUGGUUCCUAAGACUUGCUAAAAUCAUCGCCAUUCAGCAAUGGAGUGAUGUUUUCCAGUAAGAGAUAUUUGCCGAAUUCCUGGCAUGACACUCUGGUGACUUCCUGGUGAGACCCGGCCUGGCCUUGUCCAUCCGGGUCGCACUGUAACUCAGACAUUCCAAGGGUAUGGGAAGCCGCAGUCACACCUCACGCUCUGGACAUUUAGGCAAGCAGGGUUCCCCCACCCACCCACCCAACACCUUGGGGAUCAGCCUCCACGUUCAGAAGUUCACGCUCCUCUCAAGCAGACGGUGAUUUGGAACCAAGGCAACUGUUGGAAACCACACGUCCUGAAGCAAUCUGGGUGACAGUCCCUCGGAGUCCGCCUGCCGUCGUCCCAUUCCGGGGGCCUUGCUGAGAGCCACGUCUGCCCCCGCCCUUGAAUCCUGGGGACUGAUGGUGCUCACGACUCUUCCUGCAAGGGAACUUGAGACCUCCACGUUAAGUGGCUUUUUUAACAAGAAAAAACAAAAACAAGGCAGCUGUAGCUCACGAGCUGCUCUUCUGCCAGCAUUUUCACAUUUUGCCUUUCACGUGUUAGAAGCCUGUGCAGAGAAGUUCUGUGGUGGGAACGUUUGAGGCAUCGCUCCGCAGAGCCUUGGUGAGGUGUGGAUGAGGCUGAGGUGCCAGAGGCUGUAAGCAUUUUUGAGUUGGGCUUGUUUGUUUGUUUUUUGAAGUCCUGUAUAUGUAUGUAGUAGUUUGGGUGUGUAUAUAUAGUAGCAUUUCAAAAUGGAUAUACUGGUUUAACCUCCUAUCCUUGGAAAACAGAUGGCCGUCCAUCUUGUUACACGUAUGUUAGAGAAGUAGCGAGCUGCUCUGCUAUAUGCCUUAAGCCAAUAUUUACUCAUCAGGUCAUUAUUUUUUACAAUGGCCAUGGAAUAAACCAUUUUUACAAAAAUAAAAACACACAAAAAAAGUGAGGUGUUUUGGUAGAAUACCUUUUCAGGUGUGUGUAUACAUGGAUGCAUGAUGGGGGGUGGGGGGCGCGUCUCAGGGUCUUCUGUGACCUCACAGAACUGUCAAACUGUACAGAUUUCCAACUUGCCAUAUAAAUGAUGGGUUUGCAUUUUAGUUGCAACAAUAAAAUUUUUUUUCUAAAGAACAUGGAUUUGGGGUGCCUCCCAUGCCUUUGUUUAAUGGGCCUAAAGGACGGGUACCUCCUGUUUCUUGCCGCCACCGCCACCAAGAAGCAGGUGCUGUCGGUCAGGUGACCAAGAGUUACUGCGGCCUCCCGGGGUUGUGCUUGCCUUUGAGCUGGGGGACCGUUCCCUUCCCGGUGAGUUUACUGACACUUCCGGCCUCAACCCAGCUUCUUAGACG